GGAAAAACAGCAAUGGCGACCAAAAGCAAGGAUUUGCGUGAAAAACUAAAAACAGAUGUCCCAACAAGGCGACAGUACAGAAAGAAGCGAUUUUCUGACACUAGCGAUGAGAGUGAAGUUGAAGAAGUACCUAUAAAAACCAUAAAGAAGGAACGCAAACCCCGGCAUGACUUAAAAGAGGAAACCGGCGAAGUGGUUGACGAAGCCAAGAAAACACAGAGUGGAAUCACACAGCGAAGGCUCUUUUCCGAGGAACAGUGCGAGCUCAUAGAAAAGAAAAUUGAUGAAGUGGUUCAUAUUGCACAUAGAGGUGUUUACAAAGAACAUACAGUUGACAGAGCACCCCUAAGAUACAAGUAUUUCUUUGGAGAGGGUUACACAUACGGUUCUCAGUUAGAAAAGAAAGGUCCUGGUAUGGAGAGACUUUAUCCAAAAGGAGAGGUUGACGACAUCCCACAGUGGAUUAAUGAUCUGGUCAUAAAGCCCAUUGAAAAUGCAGGACUGGUUCCAAAGGGAUUUGUAAAUAGUGCUGUUAUAAAUGACUACAUGCCUGGAGGAUGUAUUGUAUCUCAUAUUGAUCCACCUCAUAUUUUUGACCGACCAAUUAUAUCGGUAUCUUUUUUCAGUGACAGUGCCUUGUCAUUUGGAUGCAAGUUUUCUUUUAGGCCUAUUCGUACAACAAAGCCUGUGUAUGUUCUACCCAUUGACAGGGGAUGUGUGACUUUGUUGGGUGGAUAUGCUGCAGAUGGUAUCACACAUUGUAUAAGACCACAAGAUGUUGUAGAAAGAAGGGCCGUCAUCAUAUUGCGCAAAGUUUGUGAUGAUGCCCCACGACUAGACCCAGUAACCAGCACACAGAUACGGCCAGCAUAUGAUGCAAGAAAGAGACGAAGACCACAGUCAUCUGACUCAAACAGUUCUGGAAGUGAUGUUGACCACAGGUCUCACAGGCACUCCAGCCACAAGAAGACGCGACAUUCCUUUCCCAUGUCUGGUUCCCACUUCCAGCAUGACAACAGAGGUGGUGGUGACUACCGGAACCGUAGGGAGGAACAUGUACACAGGUCACGACAUUCACGUAGUCACCGUUCUGCUUCCCCUCAACAUCACAGAUAUGGACGACGGGAAGUGAAAUAUACUGUUAGAUAGAUACUUGGUACAGUACUCGUAUCUUCAGAAUAUACGGUUAGGUGGAUAUAUGAUACAGUACUCAUUAGAAUACACUAAGGGUUGAUACAUCAGAAUAAAAUGUUAGGUAGAUGCAUGCUACAGUACUCUAUAAUCAGAUUAUACUGUUAGGGAGCAUGGUACAGUGCACUACCCGUAUAUACUGUAACGUAGAUAAAUGGUACAGUGCUCUAUUGUCAGAAUGUACUUUAAGGUAGAAACAUGGUACAUUGCUCUAUCAUCAGAAUGUACUGUCCGGUAGAUGCAUGUAACAGUGCUCUAUUGUCAGAAUGUACUGUAAGGUAGAAACAUGGUACAGUGCUCUAUCAUCAGAAUGUUCUGUCAGGUAGAUGCAUGAUACAGUGCCCUAUCAUCAAUGUACUGCAAGGUAGAAACAUGGUACAGUGCUCUAUCAUCAGAAUGUACUGUUAGGUAGAAACAUGGUACAGUGCUUUACCAUCAGAAUGCACUGUAAGGUAGAUGCAUGAUACAGUGCUCUAUCAUCAGAAUAUAUGUACAGUGCUUUAUCACCAGAAUGUACUGUUAGAUAGAUGCAUGGUACAGUGCUCUAUCAUCAGAAUAUAUGUACAGUGCUCUAUCAUCAGAAUGUACUGUAACAGGGUUGCCAGCGGACUUGAAAAGUCAGGGAAAUUGGGUAUUUUUUCAAGGUCAGGGAAUUGUCAGGGAAUUUUGAAAUUUGGUCAGUGAAAAAUGAAAAUCCUGAAAAGUCAGGGAAAAGUCAGGGAAAAAUUAUUUCAAAGGUCGAAAAAUAUACGCAUUGAAGGUCUUUCUUGGCUAUGGCAGUCUUUAGGCAUUUAAUAUUUGACUUUAUCACUCUCACAGUUAAGCAUUAAAUUCAAAUAACAGUAAACUGUGAUAUUAAGAAGCAUUAUAUGUUAACUUAGUGAUUAUAAUACCCAUUAUUUAACUUAGAACAUCAUUCAGCCUAAAGACUGAAAGGCUUUGCAACCCUUGCCUCCAGAGCUGACUAAUACGUAAUUUCUGUUGUAUUGUAGGAAUAUAACACCAGAAAAGAGAAUUUACCUGACAUUAUAUUCUAAUCUAUAGAUUAUUAUCCUUGUUUCAGGUGUUGCGGUUUCUUUAUAUCAUCUAAUAAAGGGAUUUGAUGGCAGAUAAUAUAAUUAAAUUACUCUGUUUCAGGCUCUUCCUUGUUAGCAUGACAAAUUAACAAAUAUGAGUUCAAAACAGACAUCUUUCAAUAAUAACUGGCUUACGGACACAGAGUUUAAGUGUUGGGUAGGAAAAGACCCAAACAAUGUGCUUACUUACACUUACUUACCAUACUCAUUCAAAGUCUUUAAUUUUAUAGUGAUUAUUUCAUGAUAUGCCAAAAUGAGCCCUAUGUUCUUGUUUUCAUGCUAAUGUUUCACAUGUUUCACUGACCAACAGUCACACUGUGUUUGAAUAGAAAUAGUUAAGAAUAGUAGAACACUAUGUUUGAAUCAUUACUUUGAUGUACAAUGUAAAUGUUUUAUAUUUUGGAAAAUAAAUACAAGUUUACAUGCAAAAAUAUAAUGGGAGGAUUGGACGGCUAUAGGGGAGGUCAGGAGGCCGUUUAUGUGUUUGACGAUUUUGGUCAGUGAAAAACAUGAAUUGGUCAGUGAAAAGUCAGGGAAAAGUCAGGGAAUUUUAUUUCACCAAAGUGCUGGCAACCCUGUGUAAGGUAGAUGCAUGAUACAGUGCUCUAUCAUCAGAAUAUACUGUCAGGUAGAUGCAUGGUACAAUGCUCUAUCAUCAGAAUGCACUGUAAGGUAGAUGCAUGGUACAGUGCUCUAUCAUCAGAUUGCGCUGUAAGGUAGAUGCAUGAUACAGUACUCUAUCAUCAGAAUAUACUGUCAGGUAGAUGCAUGGUACAGUUAUCUAUCAUCAGAAUAUACUGUUAGGUUGAUAAAUGGUAGAUACAUGAUACAGUGCUCUAUCAUGCGAAUACUAUGAGUACGAUGUAUACUGUUAUAUUACUUUUUCAAAAUGUUACCCUGUUUUUUCACUGUUUCUUUAAGUUAUUUCUUCAGGCAUUAAAACAGUUUUAGCUGAAUUGAAAUUUCAUUUUGUUUGUUUACAAUUGUUUUCUGCAUAUACAUAUUCAAUGGUUUUGAGAAAAGCUUUUACCGGUAUGUACAAACUAGUGUAAAUAUUCUUUAUCAAUGUGUUUCCAGUUGUUGAGAUUGAAAUUUUGGCAUUGUGUAGAUUAUGUACAAUAGUUACAUGUUGUAUUUGUUAUGAAACUAGUCAUUGCUAACAUCACAUGAUCGAAUGAAUGACACUUGCCCACCUUUAAUACUUAUGUACAAUCUUUACUCCAUUUACAUGUUUCUGGCUCAUAUAUAUUUUUGUCCCAGCUUGUAUGUUUGUAUCAAUUAUGAUGUACCAGCUUUUUCAAUAUUAAAAUAAAGAAGAAAUCCAGGUUGCAGAUCCAACUUUAUUAUAAUCAAUCAGAUAAAUAGAUUAGUGCAUUUAAUAGCUUGAAAAACAAAUAGGGUACAGUGCCAUGUUAAGAAAUUUGCACUAAGAUAGUGUCGUGAUUGUUGUAGCCUUGGAAAGCAAUGCUGCUGUGUGGAGUACAUAUUAUUAAAACAGUGCUUUUUGUUUUAUAUAAAUUCGUUAUUGUUUUAAUUGGUUUUAUGCGAUGAAGGUUCCUAAGCAAUGUUUUGUAAAAAAAAAAUGUGUUACAAUUCAGGAAGGCAACUGAUUUUGCAUAUAUUUUGUUUAACAGUUUCACACAAAUAAUGAUUCAAGUUCUGGUUGGUUUAUUAGUAUCAUAUUAAACCUGUUGCUCUUUGUUGUUGCUUUGUUAGUGAUUGAGUGAAAACUUUGAACACGUUUUAAAACAAUCUUUUUUGUUGCAUUCAGGUUCACCAGCAUUUUUUUUUGUCAAUAGUCAAAUGUCUUGCAUUCUUCUGAUAUUUGUUCAUUUGUAUUUUGCCAAUGUUAAAAAAAAUCAGGGGCGUAGCUGGGAUGGAAUCAAUGUGUAGGCUGAAUUCUAUUUUCAGAUUUUUUUGACUGUAUAAUUUCAGAGGUGCGUUUUGGCUUAUAUUUGGUACAAAUCAGAAUGUUUCAUAGACCAUAUAUAUCAUGAAAUAUUACUUAGAUUUAAGUCUCGUGACUUGAAUAAAUUUGACAGCAACUGAAAAUUGAUAUUGUAUUGUUAACUAAGACACUUUCGCUGGCUAUUUUCCACUUGAGGUUUGUUUCCUUCAUUUACAUAAUAAUAUUGUUGAAUUAAAUAUAUGCUAAACAAUAUGCUUUAACCCGCGAGUAUUUUUAUACCUUAUAAAUGUUUGUUUUUUGGAAAUCUGUAGGCUGUGGCCUAUAGGAAGCUACGCCCCUGAUAAUGAUUGAUUUGAUUACCUCUUGUUUUCUCAUGUUCAGUUAAUAUAUUUUAAGUAUCUCGAUGAAUGAAAACCCAGACUUAGUUUUUCAAGGUUCUUGCCAGACAACCUUCAUUCAGAGAGAGGGAAUGCUAUUAGCUUGUAACUAUCUCCUAGUGAUGAUUUAUGUAUAAUAUGUGUUGUUUUAAUGUAUCUUCAUGAAAUAGAUCAUGCUAAUACUAACAUUCAUUCACCAAAAAUUUACUCUUUAUCUGAUUGAACUUGUUUUGUUUAAGUUGUUAAGCGUUAUUGUUCUUUGGUAAAUAAAAAAGUAUUUCUGAA
Mya arenaria is the source of this 4838-nucleotide messenger RNA. RefSeq names its product RNA demethylase ALKBH5-like. The transcript has 4 exons. Gene Ontology annotation, cellular component: nucleus. Gene Ontology annotation, molecular function: oxidative RNA demethylase activity. Gene Ontology annotation, biological process: mRNA export from nucleus; mRNA processing. Lineage: Eukaryota; Metazoa; Mollusca; Bivalvia; Myida; Myidae. The record is from RefSeq and is a predicted model, not a curated record. The coding region runs from base 13 to 1149 and encodes 378 amino acids.